Molecule: messenger RNA, 3381 nt
Organism: Mizuhopecten yessoensis (Yesso scallop)
Lineage: Eukaryota; Metazoa; Mollusca; Bivalvia; Pectinida; Pectinidae
Product: histone H4 transcription factor-like
Exons: 10
Coding region: 99-1940 (613 amino acids)
Biological process (GO): anatomical structure development; regulation of transcription by RNA polymerase II
Molecular function (GO): RNA polymerase II cis-regulatory region sequence-specific DNA binding; DNA-binding transcription factor activity, RNA polymerase II-specific
Source: RefSeq, a predicted model, not a curated record
CGCCAUUGACGAAAUACACAGGAAGUAUAACUUUGUCGUUGAAAAAAGAACGAACGAAAACUUUUAUAAAGAGAUAGAAUCUUGGAAUACCUGUGCAGAUGCCCCCGAAAACAAAAAAACGAGCUCGGGGGGAUUUAAAGAUCGCCAAGGAAGAUUGGACACUUCCUUGUGAAUGGGGUGACUGUCAUGACAUCUUCACGGAAAUGGAGCUGUUUCUCCGACAUAUGUCGAACCAUCUCUGUCAAACAGAUACAACAACAGAGGAUGGGCACCAGUGUUGUUGGAGAGAAUGUGGUACGGAGGUUCAGGGCGAGAAUUACGACUUUUACCGACACGUUUACUUCCAUUCUUUCCAUGUGAAGAUCAAAUGUAUCGGUUCACUAUUGAUCAACAAGCUGGGAAUGGACAAUUGUCUACUGGAUACCCACACACGGAACCUGAUCCCAGAACUUCCGGAACGACUCCAGUGCGGCUGGCACAUGUGUGAGGCAGUAGUGGACAACCCCGAGAUGUUUUAUCGCCACGUAGAUAAUCACGCUGACAACUGUACGGAAGGAAAGAAAUCAAACCGUAAAAAUGCUGCCACAUCAAAUGCUAAAUGUGAAUGGGAAGCCUGUGACUUUGUAGCAGAAAAUAGAUGGCGACUGAAGGAACACCUACGGAGCCACACACAGGAGAAGGUGAUAGCAUGUCCAACCUGUGGUGGACUCUUCUCAGCCCGCUGUAAAUUCAUAGACCAUGUGAAACGCCAGGCAGAGACAGAGGUCCAGUGUUACCAGUGUUCCCACUGCAACAAGAGAUAUUCCACAGAGAGGCUGCUGCGGGAUCAUGUCCGUCACCAUGUGAACCAGUACAAGUGUCCAUGCUGUGAGAUGACAUGUCCCACACCAUCAAGUCUCAAGUCUCACCUGCGAUACCGUCACACUAACGACAAACCGUUCAAGUGUCAGCACUGUGAACACAGUUGUAAGACUGCUGCAGACCUACGGAAACACAUGGAUAGCCAUAGUGUGGAGGUGCCAUUCCGCUGUCACGUACCAGACUGUGACUACGGGGCACGGACUUACAGCAGUCUGUCGAACCACUUCAAACGUACUCACCAGGAGGUGGAUGUCCAGAAGUACGCCUGCCACGUGUGUAAGUCAGUGUUCAGCCGAGGCUCAAAGUUAACUGUCCACCUGAAAAAACGACACAAAUUCCGAUGGCCUUCUGGUCAUUCUCGGUUCAGAUACAAGUUGCAUGAGGACGGGUUUUGGAGGCUACAGACCGUUCGUUAUGAGAGUAUACAACUCACAGAACAGGUAACAGACGAUUCAAACCCAUCCACGGAUCCAAAACAACCUUCAACCUCCGCUGACUCUCAGUCUUCACAUGCAGCCGGAUCAGCCGAGCAGGAGCAAUCUGAAUCUAAUGCCAUGGAAACAGAAACAGAAGAUACUGAAAACAAUAUACAAACUUUAGAAAUCACUAUGGUAACCAAUGAUGAUGACGGGUCAUCACAGGUGGACGGAGAAAGCUCCAUCACUUACAUUGCUAUGCCGAUCGAAUUAGAUGCUUCUAAAUCUGGAGGGGGAGAUUUAACAGCAGAGUCUUUUGGUACGGUAACAGAUAUCAGGAUUUUAUCCGCCGAAGUAACUCCCGGUACUAACUCCUCUAUCAACACUACACCUCCUCUCUCUGAAACUGGAUUUGUCGUAAACAUUCCGUCUGAGGAAAGAUCCCUUGACAAAUUGCAGACAGUUAAAGCAACUUACAAUAAGAAAGGUCAAGAGAAUGACCUUGAAAUGUCCUAUAAUCUUGAAAUGCUUGGGUAUGUGGCUAUGCGAGCCACCAACCAGACAACCGACCAAGGGCCAUCACAUUCCAAUGCUGAAGUUGAAGAACAGUCCAGUCCGAGCAAGCCUGGCACCUACAAAACUCUGAGGAGUGAGGAUCUAUGAACUUUAACCAUACCUACAUAUACAGAGUAGUUAGGACUUGUAGUACAGGUCUGGGAAGGGAGCUGGCAAUAGGACUCUGUAAGAGUUAAAAAAAUUAGUGGUGAUCAGAAACGGUAGAGUGCUACAGGACACCAAGGAAAUAUGAUUAAUAAAUAGUAGGUUCUUGAUUCUCAAAAUAUGCUGAGGAGUUUUGUACUAAAGAACUUUUUUUUUUUCCUUUUGUUUUUAACUAAUGUCUUUAUUCUAUUUUGUCUCUUGAGAACAUUGAGUGUCACUUUCAUAGAUGUGGGUAUUUUUUUUAAAUAUGGAUGUUUUUGGUUCCCAAACAAUGAGCACUAGUAAUGAAGUGCUCUAUUCAAUGUUUUAUUUGAGAGAUUUCCUUUAAAGAUGUUUAAUUCUAUGCCAAUGAUAUACACUUAGUUGUCAUAGGAAUAUCUCUGUAAAAUUCUUUAUGCAUUUUGAAAUAUUUUAGGCUUAUCAGGGGAGAUAACUUGAUGCUUGAGCUGUCACAGACCAGGGCUAGAUUAAUCCCAGAUCUGACGGCCUAUUAAAAAGUAGAUUGAGUCUGCAUACAAGUAAAAUCUAUGAUUACCAGUCUGCUGAGCUGACUAGCUAAAAUGUUCAGUUUAAUAUUCCUAAAUAAACAAUGAUUAAGCAUACACUGUAUGUAUGUGAUACUCUUUGUACCUAUUAUUUUAUCUCCAUACAAGCACCAGUUCUUAUAGGUCCUUUUCUUGCCCUAAAAACGUAGACACCUUUUUAUAUUAACUGUCACUGAUUUACCUUUUUCAAGGGGAGAUAAUUUCCCUGCGAGUUUCACAGACAAAGGGAAAUAACUAAGAAUAGUGUGGUGAUCGAACCCUCAAUCUCCAGGUUUCUAGUCGGACACUCUACCACGGAGUCCAAGGGAAAUUCUCUCUAUCUCGAAGCAUGGAAGGCGACCAUUAUCCUAUAUACAAUUAAACUCUGCCACAACUUUAAAUUAUAGAGGCGCUGUAUAUCAGUCGAUUACAAAGGGAGAUAAUUUGUAUAGAAGCGGUUGCUGACAAGUCGAUAGCAAAUGGAGGUACAGCUUAUAUGUGUUUUAAACAAAGUUAACAGUAUAAGACAUCAUCAUGAUAGAUGUUUUUUGGUUCCAUAGAGCCUCAAAGGUAAAAUGUUGAUCAAUGACAGUAUUCAUUCCGAGUCUCCAUGACAUUUCUGUCCCAUUUAGAACAUACAAUGUUCAGUUUAGAAACACAAAUUGAUAUAUCUUUAUUCCUCUUCAAACAAGUCCCAAGAGAUGUGCCUUUCUGACAAACAAAUUGUCAUGUUAAUAUUGUAGAUAGAUAUGUAAGAUUUCUGUGUAUUAUUGUGUGAUAUCAAUGAUUGUACAUUUUGACUUAAGUACUCUCUAUUAUAUGACUAAUGUUAUUUAAGCAUUAAAUGUCACUGAAUAGAU